GUUGCUUGAAGGAGCUACCACUUCAUACUCAAAUAACUGCUUGUAUGAGAGCAUCCAUUUUUUUGAUUCCUAAAUAACAAAUGUACAUUUUUCAUGAUGAAAAUGACCAAAAGCCUCUUUCUACUAUUACUAUCAGAAUGUUGCUCCUUUAAACUGGUAUUUUCCAACUUUCACCACAUCCCACUGUCAAAGACCUAUGAAGAAGCGAAGAACUACUGCAGAGUGAUGUACACGGACCUGGCUACCAUUAACAACCUGACAGAUAUGGCCAAUCUGAUUGCUUCUGUUCCAAAUACCACAGAGCGAGCGUGGAUAGGACUGGAGAUGGGAGAUGUACCAAAGUGGCACUGGGCUUGGCCUCAUCAAAAACUGGAUUUUUUUAACUUUGGGGAAGGAGAACCACAAGGUUUGGGCCAAAAUUCAUGUGCAGCCAUGGAUCUACAAGGACAAUGGUUUGAGAGUGAUUGUGAAACCAAACGGAGCUUUGUUUGUCAGGGCAACAUUGAUGAUACCAGCAACUACAUUUUUGUUACAAACACCAAAUCAUGGAGGGAUGCCCAAAAGCAUUGCAGGGAUUUGUCAAUGGAUCUGGUUGGUGUAGGCUCCGCAGAAGAGAACGAGGAAGUCCAAAAUGUGUCCACAUCUCAAAACGUGUGGAUCGGCCUCUUCCGAGAUGCGUGGAAGUGGUCCGAUGGGAGUGAGUCGUCAUUCCGCUACUGGAAACCACACCAACCAAAUUCUGCUAAUCAGGAUUGUGUUGCUGCUGUAUUGAAAGAUGAAGGCCGGUGGAAUGAUCUGAGGUGCAGCACCAAACGCACCUUUGUCUGUCAUGGCCCCAGCAAAGUUGUACCAACCAGUCAGACGAGCACACAGGAGACGACGACUGUCACGACUCCUUUCAACAGCUCAUCUUCAGAGGUGACACUCAUUAAUUCCACAGCAGCUACUUCUACGCAACCAUUAAAUACAGCGACUACAGGUGGCACCUCUGCAUUCACAACACAGCCUGGGACUCUGACUACGACACCCGCAUCCUCUGAAAGCGAUCUUCAGUUGAUCGCAGGUAACCUGAUCUUAAUUCGUAGAAACAUGACUUGGACGGAGGCCCUGAGUUACUGCAGAGAACACCACAGGGACCUUGUCUACAUCACUAACCCAAGCACUCAGAAUCAAGUGGCGGAGAUGACAAAGAACGCCACUUCAUCUCACGUUUGGCUUGGCUUACGCUACACUUGCAACUUUAACUUUUGGUUUUGGAGCAGUUCGCCGGUCCACUGUUACCAGAACUGGGCUCCAGGGGAAGGAUCAGAGGGUGCAAAGUGGUGUGGCACUAAUGGGGCCAUGGAGACCACAGGGGAGCAGCAAUGGGUCGGCUUGCCUGAGACGCAGCAACUGAAUUUCAUCUGCCAGAAUUGUGCUGGUUGAGGGAGGUUUAGGAAGCUUAAAAAGCGCUGGUUAUUCUAGCGUUCUAUUCAAAUGUCUCUCCAUUUUUGUCAAUGCAGGCCAGUGCACUUGUGUGAGAAGACUUGAGGGCUGCCUCCUCCAUUGUUGAGCGUGAAUUUCAUUAAAUAUGCCAACACUGGGGUGUGCAGGCCAACACAUUCAUGGGCAGAGAGAGUGACGUGAGAACAUUGAUCUGCCGCUUUCACUCAGGGGUUAAUAUUUGCAUGUUGACCCCCUCGGCUACAGGGCUCAAGAUGGUCUUUUUAGGACCACCAUGGUCCCGGUGCAGACUGCCUGCUGCCCCUACUGACCUGACCUUCACUUGUCCGCAGUGCUGAGGUCUACAUGGAUCACCACUCACCGUGGGAAUACUAUACACAAUAUUCUGAACUGUAAAUGAUACAGAAGUAAAGAAGUGUUAGACCAAAAUGAAAAGAAAUAAAAGGAACAUAAAACAAGUUAUGGAAACAUGACAUCAAACACCAAAACAUGGCAUAUUACAUGUACUGUAUUUGUAACAGUUUAUCAUGAACCUAUAAUAAAAUAUUUG
This is a messenger RNA of Dunckerocampus dactyliophorus (ringed pipefish), 1993 nucleotides long. RefSeq names its product macrophage mannose receptor 1. Bases 94 to 1425 code for a protein of 443 amino acids. The record is from RefSeq and is a predicted model, not a curated record. NCBI's taxonomy places the organism in Eukaryota, Metazoa, Chordata, Actinopteri, Syngnathiformes, Syngnathidae. The transcript has 6 exons.